CACCGGGUGCACCGCGCCUGGCCUCCGGCCUGCGCCCGCCUCGGAACCAGGGCCGUGGCCGGGUUGGCUGCCGGUGCCGCUACGGGAGCAGGCGGGAGGGGCGACAGCGAACCCGCGUUCAGCGCCGAGCGCGCUGCGGCGACCGGCUGCAGCGGAGGGAGCCGGGCCCGCUGCUCGGGGCCUGCCGCCGCCCAGCUGCGCGAGCUCCCGGCUCGGAGGUGAGGGCUCGCUGCCACGGGCCCGACGCUCCCCCGCGGAGCACCCGCCAGCGCCGGAGAGGUCCGGGGCCGAGCCCGGCGGGACUUCGCUCCUCUUCCUCCACCGGCGACACCGCAGCCGUUUCCGGCCGGGCGCGGCUGCCGGCGGAGGAUCUUGCCUAGCCAAGAUGCCCAUCAAUGUUGAUGAUGUGAUGCAGCUGUUCUGCCACCUCUCCCAGGAGAAGGGGAUGAAAGCUGCUGUCAAGCACUCUGGUCGAGGAGCACUGCUGGCAGGUGCAACAGCUUUUAUUGGGGGUCUGAUGGGAGGUCCACCUGGAAUCGCUGUAGGAGGAGCAUUUGGUGGCUUACUUGGUGCCUGGAUGACGAGUGGACAGUUCAGGCCAGUCCCUCAGAUUUUACUGGAAUUGCCUCCUGCUGAGCAGCAGAAACUCUACGAUGAAGCCAUUGUUAUUCUCAGGAGCUUAGACUGGACUGACGUUGCUCAGCUGACUGCUCUUGUAAUGGGAAAUGCUAGUCUCCAGCAGAAGCUGACAGGAGUGCUGAUAAAUUACCUCUCCAAAGAGCUAAGAGCAGAGAUACAGUAUGGAGAAUAAACCUUUCCAGAGCAGGCUUUUUAGUGUAAUGAAUUUUACUUUGACAGUUGCAUACUUCAACAUAACAAUUACUGGUUAUCUGUACUAAUUGCGAACAUAGGCCAAUUAAGUAUUGUUUUGGGGUUGAUGUCUGGGGUUUUGUUUUGUUUGUUUGUGUGUUGCUGGGAAGGGGUGUGUGUGUCAGGAUGAGAUUAAUGCACUAUCCUGCCACUGACUUGCUAUGUAAUGUUGAAUUAUUCUGCACUUGACUGAAUUCAGAAUCACUGCAGGGAAUUAGGCUUCCCUUACGUUAAUGUAUCACUAGUUAAAAUUUCCAGGUGACUGUUUUAUUUAGGGGAUAUAAUCAUGUUUAAGUGCUUUAACUGCCUUCUGUGAAUGCCAUAUAGGUGUUGCCAAAGUAGCUAGGGCACUUUGAAGAAUUUUACCUUGUUUUGUUUUUUUUUUACCUGAUUUAGUCCUUCAAAAGAGGAGUACAAGAAAAUACAUUACUGUGAACUCAAAGAUCUCCAAAGUACUCACUUUAGUCUUUGUUGCUUUUAAGCGGUAAUUCUUGAGUUAUUUAUUCCUUUCUGUAAGAAGUGAAUCCGAUGCCUAAACAAGAUUUAAGGGAACAGGUAAACUGUUCACAAUUAGUAAUUCCUGGUGCCCUAGAAUGGGAAAGCAUGGCAAGAUUACUCUGAGUUUAAAAGAGGGGAGUUAAAUCUGCAUUUUUUAUACUAUACCAGGAUUAGGGUUGCCAUUUCAGCCCUGGUUUCUUGACUGCCUCUGAACAGCUGGUCCUCUGUUUUCAUUAAAUUAUUCUUAAGAAGCA
This is a messenger RNA of Neopsephotus bourkii (Bourke's parrot), 1622 nucleotides long. RefSeq names its product chromosome unknown C19orf12 homolog (gene CUNH19orf12). Lineage: Eukaryota; Metazoa; Chordata; Aves; Psittaciformes; Psittacidae. The transcript has 3 exons. The record is from RefSeq and is a predicted model, not a curated record. Bases 386 to 811 code for a protein of 141 amino acids.